Schistosoma curassoni is the source of this 5733-nucleotide messenger RNA. NCBI's taxonomy places the organism in Eukaryota, Metazoa, Platyhelminthes, Trematoda, Strigeidida, Schistosomatidae. The record is from the annotation of a GenBank genome assembly.
AUUAGUUUCAUAGAAUAUAACUAAACGAAAAUUCUGACUAGAUUUUAAACACAAUUGUACUAUUUCAGAUUCUAUCUAUAAAUGGAUUUAAUGUAUUACUAGCGAAGUGUUGGUGUAGCUUAGUUAAUUAUGUUUAUUAACAGUCGGUAUGUUUUAUUCUGAGCAUUUAUCCCAUACUUUAAAUCCAUUUGUUUGUCUUAAAGUAUUUACUUCGUAAGUUUAGUUAUCCAGUAUAUUUGAUAUACUUAUUCUGUUCUUCUGUUUCUUUCUUGUGCUGAUACUUUUUUUCUUUUGUUGUAUUAAUAAUUUGUGUAACAUGUUUGACUGGUGCUUAUCUUUUUCGAUGUUGUAUCGUCUUCUAUUACUGAUGACCAUUUUCCCAGCUGAUAUUAAUAUUUUCUGCUACUCCUUGUACAUUACCACACUUCAGUCAGCUCUUCCCAGAUUAAAACAAGAAUUCGAAGUAAAUAAUAUAGAUUCCAAUAAAAAAACAAAUCUCUUAGUAUUUCGUAUUGUUUAUUCGAAUCUUCCCAUUGAUGUUUAAGACUGCAAUUGAUCAGUCUGUUAUUGGCAUAUGUGCAUACUGUGCGUAUGCCUCGAUAUUGUUUUAAUUCACAAGCUAUUUGUAAGCAAUGAUGGAUAGUGGCCAGCAGUGGAAUCCAGGACGCGCGUUUCGUCCUAUUUGGGACCCGUCAGCUGGAUGUACCUGCAUCUCAGAGAGUUGAUGCUCUCUCUGGGACUUAUAUUCGAUCAUACUAAAACAGUCAGGGUUAAUGAGUGAAUAAUUGACAAGGUCAAAACGUGGCUUGAAAAGAAUGAAUAAGUUAGCUUGUCCAGAAGCUAAAAUAACUUACACGAGCUGUAAAUAAUACCAACCACCAAAAAAUUUUACAGUAUAAAUUGUUUUUAGGGUAAGCAAAUGCUUAACAACUUUGUAGUAAUUCACUACUAUUGAUAUAAAAUCUCUAAAACGUUUCAUCCACUUAUAGUUAGACAUUUUAAUGUUUAAGUAUUUGUAUGUUGCUUAAUUUUCACAUCAAGAUAUAUAUUUUAAGAGGCGACAAACCUUGUUCUUCACUAAGGUAUCAACUAGUUAUUACUCAAAUCAACUAGAAGAUCAAAACCCAAUGGUUUCUUCUCAAUAAUUACAAAUUCUCCGUAUAAGUUCUUAAGUUCUGUAGUCAAUAGUGUUUAACUGUCUUAUUAAAUAUAGCCUUAAAAAUGUAUCUUUUCCUUAUUCAUUAUAAUCUUUUGCUUCAAAACUUUAUAAUUUGGUGACAUAUUCUGGUCUUAACACUAAAAUAUUUCUCUUGUAACUGCUUGCGGGUAUUUUUUUAUUUCAAGGAAGGUACUGUUGCAAAUUGUUUAGAUCAUUCCAAGCAUCUAAAAAAAUACAAAAUCUUACUAGUGUUUAAAUUCUUCGGUGACUUACUAAUGGGUAUCAAAAGUUCCGGUAAAGGGAAUGUAGUAAUCGCUAUAUGUUCAAUGCGUUCGUUCUAUAUGAUAAUCUACAAUGUCAUUCUCUAAAAUGGUUCACAUUUAUAUAUAACAUUGUUUGUUAUCUUUUAGGCAAUAAAUUCAUAUCAUAUUACACCAAGUGUAUUGUUUAUCUGAUCAGUCAUUCCAACUGGUAACAUAUUUCGUUUAGUUAGAACUCUUCGAUUCGUCCUGGCGUUAGCAUGAACUCUGCACAGUAUUACAUGCUGACUAUGAUAUAAAUGAAUCUUGCAACUAGCGAAUAAGUUUCUAGCCUCAAUAAUGGUAAAUUCUUCGGUCGAAAACCAGCGUAAGUUUAAAGUACUGUUAUGCCAACUGAUAUGUUGGGACAAACAAGUGAGCAAUGCUGAGGUUAGGCAUAGAGUACCGGGUAAACAUGUCAACUUGGUUGAUGGGGUAAUGAACCUUCACCAACUGAGAUGGUUGAUAUAUGUACUAAGUUUGCUCAAACAUAGCCUAUUUCAAUGGGCGAUAUUCAUUGGUCUGGAUCUGAAGUGAGCUAGUAUUGACCAUACCAAAUCGCUGACUAUUGGACUAAACUGUAAUGGUAGAUGGAAAAUAUAUGGUUGGAGUCGGUGCUACUAUUGUAACCAAUGAGUAGAAGUUCUGAGUGACAUAGCUUAGCAUCAGUCACAAUAGCGAAGAUGCACCCACAAUUUUGUUUCUAUUAGAUCUUCAGUUUUAAAAAUAUCUUAGACUUCUAUUCUCUGACUACAGUCCUUUUGAGUCAUGUCUAAUGUUUUUUACUAUUAUUGAUUCUGUUAAUACUUCUACUCCUCGUGCAUUUGUCCUGGUAAUUUCAUUUUGUUGGUGUAAUAUGAUGUGUCAACUUGAACCAAUGUACAUUUGUGCUUGGUUUUACAUUCCUUAUGACCGACCGAAAUCACUCUACAAUUGUUCUUUCCCCGUUAUUAAUACGCAGUUUACUAAUGUUUAGUAAUGACAACUAGUCAACACCAAUACUGUUCUUAAUAAGUUGAUCCUCCAUAAGUGUAUUGAAUCCGGCUCGACACAUUUCUUAAGUAUGCGAGGGACUAUCUUAUAGAAAUACAAUCAUAAACUGGUUACAGAUUUCAUUUCAUAGUUAUAUAUGUUAUUUUGACCAUUACAUCUCUAAUUGAAGCGUUGGUUCAAUGCUUAAGACGUUUGACUUUCAAUCACUGAGUUGUGGGUCCGCUUCAUCUACUUCAGUUUGGAUAACUUUGUAGAGUAUCACUAGCUCUCACACACUUGAGGUGGGACUGAAGUUAUUAUACACUAAUUCGAAAAUAAUAAUCUCAUUGGAUAUAUGUAUAUAGUUUACAAUUGUUGUCAGUAUAUUCAAACUCAUUAAUGAAAUUUUUUAAUUGUAUAAACUAUCCAUUUUAUUUGUAUGUUUUUUUAGCUUUGGUUUUUAAAUAAUUAACAGUAGUCAGCUAUACACAAUGCCGGACUUGGAAGACAUGCCCACCCUUUCAAGUUGACACACCACAAUGUCAAUAUAGUGAGAUGGUAGAUUGGUAGAAGUUAUAACCGUACUAGUUGUUGUGCAGAAAAUUAGGCAUAGACCGUAUGAUUCAAGAAAAAGGAAUGAGUUUGUGAAAUAUUAAGUCUAAAAUAGUUUUGAGACCCAAUAUAUAAAAAAAGAAAAUUAUGAAUAUAUCUGUGUUAUUAUAAUUAAAUUUAAGCCUUGGUCACUCAAAGUCCUCCAAACACCACUGUUUAAAAUAAUUACGCAAACCCUAACCAGAUAGGCAGUCUGCACCAACCAACAUGGCUCAGUUCCAACAACAAACCUUUUUAACGGUUCAGUGGAUUAUAUUUGACUUUUUUUAAUGGUGAUACUCGUUCUUCAAUAAUAUGUUUGUUUAUUUUUUCUUUUAUAUUUCACAGGGUGUUUGGUGGUAUAAUACGAUGAAAUUUAGUAAUAACAAUGUACUGUUGGAUACAAUAAGAUAUUUUUGUGGUGCAUUCAUGCGUUCACCUUAUAUGGCAAUGCCACGUAUUAUUAAAGUAUUAUCCACUGCAUAUGAAUUCAAUCCAAAUUAUAAUAAAGAAAUAAUUUGUCGACCAAGUGAUAACACUGAACUACCUCCGUUAAUUAUGCAGAUACCAUUCUUCACUAUUUUUAAAAAAGCCAUCGUUGGGUCACCAUAUUCAGUAAAAGCUAGAGCAUUGAUUUAUGCACAUUUGGAACGUUUAGAGCUUCCAGCUAACACUUUACACGUUGAUAGACAGUAUAUUAUUAAACAUUCGCCUCGGUUAAUUGACGAAAUGAUCAACAGUUUGCUAUACGUUCUAGCUGUGGCAAUGGACGAAGCUAAUUCAAGGCAUAAAACACCGCAACACUUAGCUACCAUAGAAAAUUGUAUGCAUUUAAUUCCGAUGCUGGUUCAAGCACUUACGGACAAUGCUUCACCGUUACUUCAACUUCCACAUAUCACUCAAACUCAACUUAGACAUAUGGCGACUAAACAACGUAAUAUUAAAUCUGUUCGACAGUUGAUCAAUUUACCAGAUGAUAAACGUAGAGCCCUUUUACGAAGUCUUUCUGAUGAACAAUAUCGUGAUAUUCUAAUAGUUAGUUCUUCUAUGCCCUAUCUAGAAUUAUCCUAUCGAUGUGAAGUAUUAGAUGAAGAUGAAGAUGAUUCAAGUAUUUGGCCAUUUAGUAUGGUUACAGUUACUGUUCUAUUAAAACGUAAACCAUUAUUAGAUCCGAAUGCAGUGAAUAAUGCUACAAACGUUAAUGGACAUACUACUAAUUCUAAUACAAUUACUACUAAUACUGGUACUACUAAUUCUCCUACUACAUUAUCCGAUUCAAGUUAUUUCGAUCGUGGUCAAACAAUGCAACUUGACUGGAAUGCCUAUAAUAAUAAUGAUUCAUUGAAUUCUAAACUUUAUCCUGUCGCUGAUAUACAUGGUACAGAGACGUUAAAAUCGUUGAAUUAUGAUGAUUUUCUUGGCAGUGGUGGUGGUGAUGAAGAUAAGGUACUUGAUAAUGUUGGCAAUUCAACGAAGUCAUCAAAGAAAACCACUCCACCUGUUUGGGAUAAAAGUAAAAGGAAAAAAGGUGUACGCAAAAAUAAAUCACGUAAACAACAACAACAACAGCAGAAAAACUCUUCAUUGGGAUCGGAAAAAGUCAACCAAUUGGAAAUCAAUCCUACAGAUGAAAUUGAUUCAGAACAAGAAGAUAGUGAUUCUGUUGUUGGCAUUGAUAAGAUCCCAGAUCAUAUUGGUUUUACCAAUUCAUCGGUUCCAUCAGAGUUCUCUAUAAAAGAAAAAGAUGAAUCUGUUCAACCAAAUCAUAUUGAUGAUGGACAAGUCCAAAGAAAAAUCACAACGGAUACUUUCGUUGAAUCAUCUUUACCAUCUUCAUUAAAUACAAAUAAAUCUUCUUCAAGUAGAAAACCUAUGAAACCACACAAUAAAUUAUCUAGUAUGAUGGAUUCAAAAACACAUUGUACACAUGUUGUACAUUGUCCUUAUUUUCCUGUGGAGAAAUUUGAAGGUUGGUGGAUAUAUCUAGCUGAUAGGAAAACUCGUCAACUUAUCACUAAACCUAUUUACAUUGCCACAUUACAAACUGAAGAAGAGCUACAACUUAGAUUUGUGGCACCUCCUAUCCCUGGUCAGUAUUUGUACGUACUAUCCGUUCGUUCAGAUAGUUACAUGGAUUGUGAUUUCACUGAAUGUAUUCGUUUCACUGUUCGUCCACUUCCUGAAAGAAUAGUACAAAUCCUUAAGGAACAAGAAGAAGCUGCAUCAGAUGACGAUGAUGAUAGUAGCGAUACAUCAAGUACUGAUACUGAAGAUGAUGAUGAGGUAGAAGCAGAAGAAAAACAAGAAACAGAAAAUGGUGUCGUAAUAGACAAUGAAGAAGAUCCGGAUAUUGAAGUAUUGUCACAGGAGGAAUGUACUCAAGCAAGUAUGGUUAUUGUUGAAGAAUCAAAGAAAUGUGAUGAUGACCUUUCUUCAAACAAGAACAAUGUUGAUAAUAAACAGGAACCUGAUGGUGAUGGUGAAGAUGAUGAUGGUGACGAACAAAAUAUUCGUGGUCAUACUAGACAACUAUACCGUAAACGUGAUAAUAAAUGUUUGUCAGUUUAUUUGCCUAAAUCUUGAAGUAUUUACAUUUUUCAAUUCUCCUUCACACAUGUUUUAGUGUUAUUUUUAUCUAUCAACUUGCUGCAUUCAUACAUCUUCUUUUGACUAUUUAUGUAUGUUAAAAUAAACUAUAUAAUGUACCCAUGA